AUGAUGCUUAACAAAAUUAUGUUUCUUCCGUUUUUUAUCACCUCAUCAUUACUACUAGUCAGUGCUUUGACAGAAGACAAGUAUUAUUCAUCUGAACCUAUUUCUGUAGUUUGUAAACCAUGUGCAGUUCCAUCAAGUAGUUUUGUUAUCUGGCUACCAGCUUCUCGACCACCAUGUUUGCAUCCAGGUCAACCUAUAAUUCAUUGGCCUGAUUCCUCUUCUUCUGAUAUUACUUCUUGUCCUAUUCCUGGAUUUCCGGACUCUAUCCAAUCCUCUCAACUCUCACUUCUUGAUGAUGGUCUACUUUUGACCAAAGAGAGAGUUUGUUUCUUUGAUGGACCAAUUGACUUUCACUAUAAUUAUGUUUGUGAUGGACAAAUUUAUCAGUCAAAAAUGAGGAUUGGGCAUUCUGUUGCUUCAAUGAAGAAACUCGAAAUCCGAAGAACAAAAAGAUGGGCUCGAAGAAGGAACCCAGACGCAAACGCAGUGCAUUUUCAGCAAGAAAAAUACGUAAAAGAGCUGCCAGAAGAUACACCAAUAGAAACCGUAAUUGCAUCUGUAAAAGCGUCUCAUGCAUCUUCCCAACCUCUCUACUACUCCAUGGUUGCUCCUCAAGAUUCAAGAUCUCAAAACUUGUUCACUCUGGAUACGGUAAGUAUGAGUGGAGAGAUUCGACUGGCAAAAAGUAUGGAUCGAGAAGUACUGGAUAAGCAUAUUCUCAAGGUAUCGGUGACAGCCUACGAGAGAGUCGAUCCAACGAUAUCUGCGAGUACUACGGUCGUCGUUCACGUCCUAGAUGUCCAAGACAAUAGUCCCAUUUUCGAAAAGGAUUCUUAUUUUGGAGAAAUCCGCGAAGAUGCUCCGGUGAGUCUAUUCAAUUCCUCUUUUACACCCAUUUCCAUUGGUACUACUGUUCUCUCCGUAUUUGCAAGAGACUUGGAUUCUGAAGAAAAUGGAGAAGUCGAGUAUUCUCUGGGUGAAGGAAAUGGAAAGAAUCUGUUGGCCAUCAAUUCCAAAAGUGGAGUUAUUCAAACAGCGGCUCCUUUGGAUCGAGAAACUCUCUCUUUGAUUCGAUUGGAUGUGAUAGCAAGUGAUAAAGGGAUUCCAAAGAAAGAAUCAAAAGCUCUCGUGGAGAUUACUGUACUUGAUGUCAAUGAUAAUGCGCCAGUAUUUGCAUCUGAUUCUUACAACAUCACCAUCUUGGAGAACAUCACCCUCCCUACCGUUAUAGCAACAGUGAAAGCUACAGAUGAAGACUUUGGAACCAAUGGAAAAGUUCAUUAUUCUAUGGCUUCAUCUUCUGGAAUCGGUGGACUUACCAUUGAUUAUUCAUCUGGAGAAGUGACUCUUCGAGAAAGAAUCGAUGCCAAAAACUCCCCAAUAACAGCAAUAAUUCGAGCAAAAGAUGGUGCACAACCUGCACUUUCAAGCACUGUUUCACUCACAAUCCAUGUGGUUGAUAUCAAUGAUCAUGCUCCUACUCUGAUUGCUGCGCAGAAGAUGAUUACACUUGAAGAGAAUGUAGCAAUUGGAGAAGAAGUUGGAAGAGUUUAUGCCAUUGAUGAAGAUUCUGGACCAAACGGAAUCAUUAGAUAUUCUAUUGAAGGAUCAGAAGAUUUCAUCAUCGAUGAGGAUAGCGGUGUUAUCAAAACGACUAAACUUCUUGAUCGAGAAACGACUGCUAGAUACAGUCUGAAGGUAACUGCUAGAGAUAUGGGAACUCCUCCUUUGAAUACCUCUACUACAAUGACAGUGGUUUUGAAAGACAUCAAUGACAACGCUCCGAUAUUCGACAAAAAAGAAUAUAAUGUGACGAUUUCUGAAGAGAUGCCACGUGGAAGUCAGAUCAUCAAAUGGAAAGCAGUGGAUAACGACGAGGAUCAGAAGAUCACUUACCGUAUCGAGGAGGCUGACAGAGAUGUGUUCAGUAUUCUGGAUAUAGGAGAUCAGGGAGCAAUUUUAAGUGUAUCGGGGCAGUUGAACAAACAAGAUCACAAAAUAAGAGUGGAAGUAUCAGCAACUGAUCAAGGAGGUCUACAAGGAAGAUGUGUUGUCAAUGUCUUUAUUGAUGAUGUUAACUCGGCUCCGUAUUUUAAUGACCAUCCAUUUUCGGUGAAAAUUCCAGAACAUUCUCCGAUUGGAUAUCCUGUUAUCAGCAUGAAGGUUUGUAUUUUGCUAAUGGUUUUCGAUUUUAAUUUCUAA
Caenorhabditis briggsae is the source of this 2202-nucleotide messenger RNA. The transcript has 7 exons. NCBI's taxonomy places the organism in Eukaryota, Metazoa, Nematoda, Chromadorea, Rhabditida, Rhabditidae. Gene Ontology annotation, molecular function: calcium ion binding. Gene Ontology annotation, biological process: homophilic cell-cell adhesion. The record is from RefSeq and is a predicted model, not a curated record. The coding region runs from base 1 to 2202 and encodes 733 amino acids. Gene Ontology annotation, cellular component: plasma membrane.